AUGGGAAUUCUGGCACUGAGUUCCAUUUUAACUGCGCUCAUUCUGUGCUUUCUGAUGGCCCAGUUUGUAAGGCUGCAGAUUAGGAGAAAGCGAUUUCCUCCUGGACCAACUCCUCUACCCUACAUUGGUAACUUUUGGCAGCUGAAGUUUUUCCGGCUAUCCCGUGAACUUCUGACUGAGGAGGCCAAAACUUAUGGGAACAUCUUUACUUUGUGGUUCGGCACAGUCCCUGCGGUCAUACUGGUAGGAUUCCAAGCGGUGAAGGAUGGACUCACCACCCGCCCUGAAGACAUGGUCGGCCGGCCCCAAACGCCUUAUUUCAAAGCCCUGGCAAAUAACAAGGGUAUUUUUCUGACAACUGCUAAGACCUGGAAGAACCAGAGACGGGUUUCCCUGAUGAUCCUGAGGACUCUGGGCUUGGGGAAAAGAAGCUUUGAGUACCAGGUCCAAGAGGAAGCCUGCAACCUGGUGGAAGCCUUUCGGAAUACAAAAGGAAAGCCUAUGAAUCCAUCUUACGCCAUCACUCUUGCCGUUGCAAACGUGAUUUGCUCUGUGGUCUUUGGUCAUCGCUUCUCCAAUGACGACAAAACCUUUCAUGGGUUGCUGGAAGCCAUGGAGUGUCUCUUCACCUUUUUUGGUUGUUUCAUGCAUCACUUUUAUGAACUUUUCCCCUGGCUUCUAAACCAUAUCCCAGGACGUCACCAGAAGGCAUUGUCCUCCCGUGACUUCGUGCACUCCUUCAUAAGGAGGGAGAUCAAGAAGCACCUGGACUCUGAUGUUCCGGAUGAGCCACAAGACUUCAUUGAUUUUUACCUUGCUCAGAUAGACCGAACGAAAAGCCAGCCGAGCCCACCCUAUGAUGAAAAGAACAUGGUACACUGUAUAUUUGACCUCUUCUUGGGUGGGACAGAGACGUCCAGCACUACCCUCCACUGGGCAUUGCUCUAUAUGGUGCUUUAUCCAGACGUCCAAGCAAAAGUCCAGAAGGAGAUAGACACAGUUUUGGCUCCUGGCCAAAUGAUCUACUAUGAAGAUCGCAAGAAUCUUCCCUACACGAACGCUGUGAUUCACGAGAUCCAGCGGUUUAGCAACAUUGUUGCAGUUGGGGUGCCCAAGUGUUGCGUGAGGGACACCACGAUCCGAGAGUUUUUUAUUGAAAAGGGCACCAUCAUUUUCCCAAUCUUGGCAUCUGCCUUGUACGAUUCCAGCGAAUGGGAGAGGCCUCUGAAUUUCAACCCAAGCCAUUUCCUUGACAAGGACGGGAAUUUUACCUGCCGGGACGCCUUCAUACCAUUUUCUUUAGGGCAUCGAACAUGUGUGGGAGAUCAUUUGGCAAGAACAGAGUUGUUCCUUUUCUUCUCCAGCCUUCUCCAGGCAUUCACGUUCCACUUGGCAGAAGGAAGCAAAGACAUAACCGUGGAAGCUGUUUGGGGCGGCACUUUGCAGCCUCAUUACUUUGAGAUUUGUGCUACUCCGCGAUAG
This is a messenger RNA of Elgaria multicarinata webbii, 1482 nucleotides long. RefSeq names its product cytochrome P450 2J4-like. Gene Ontology annotation, molecular function: iron ion binding; heme binding; oxidoreductase activity, acting on paired donors, with incorporation or reduction of molecular oxygen, reduced flavin or flavoprotein as one donor, and incorporation of one atom of oxygen. Gene Ontology annotation, cellular component: intracellular membrane-bounded organelle; cytoplasm. Bases 1 to 1482 code for a protein of 493 amino acids. Gene Ontology annotation, biological process: xenobiotic metabolic process. Lineage: Eukaryota; Metazoa; Chordata; Lepidosauria; Squamata; Anguidae. The record is from RefSeq and is a predicted model, not a curated record. The transcript is spliced from 9 exons.